Messenger RNA from Polychytrium aggregatum, 1109 nucleotides. RefSeq lists its product as uncharacterized. Lineage: Eukaryota; Fungi; Chytridiomycota; Chytridiomycetes; Polychytriales. The transcript has a single exon. The record is from RefSeq and is a predicted model, not a curated record. Bases 270 to 992 code for a protein of 240 amino acids.
GUGUCUGCACCCAGUUGACCCAAGAAGGCCGAAUAUCUCGAUAUCUGUAUGCCAGUCGAUCGUCGCCACAGGAAACGACCAGUGUAUUCAGAAUAAUGCUUUCCAGACCAGCGAAAACAGAAAGAUUGCCGACCAAGGCCGGAAGCAAUCCCAUGGCCUGCCUACUGGAGGCUACGAAAGUUCAGCGCCCUCGGGUCGCUGAUGCCAGAGAACAGCAGGGACUAUCCCGCUUUUUUUCUGGAUUGGCUGUAUCAAGAGGAGAAAGAUGAAUGCCGGGGUCGCAGCCACCGCAAGCGAUCGUUCGCAAGUGCCUCCCGGACACCGAGCACAGGCUGUUGCGAUGUGCAUGGAUGGUAUCGCCGAGAUGGCCGGCGGAGCCAAAUUACAUUUGCCUCGGCUCUGAAAGCGGCCCCGCAGCCCAGCGCCGUGCGAUGUGUUGCGAUGCAGUCGAAUACAGCGCAGCCGGUGCGAUACGAGACGGCCGGACAAUCCAGACGCUGCUCUCAUGUCCGGCGCAUGCUCGGCCACAUGAUGGUCCUGUGGGCUCCCUCCCCCCAUGCUCGUCCGCGAGAAAGCCUUCGACCCUGGGCUGCUAUUGCCGUCUGCAGCCGGACAACUGGCCCAGACACGCCGGAUGUCGCCUCGCUCAUGGGGGAUAUAUGACGGCAUCGGCUCCUGGGCCGCCCUCCAUCGGCCGCCACCGAUCGCCUCCUCUCCAUCGGCUGCCGUCCUGCUCGCUCGUCUGCGGCCCAACAGCCGUCCGCUCGUCUCGGCGCUUCUCUGCUCCUUGCGCUCUCUGGUCGGGGCUCUGCGCCGCUUGUCUGCUCCGGGGCUGGCCUGCCCUGAAUAGAAACCCCGUCGGAAGCCGCUUGGUUAUGGCGGGAAUCUGCUUUGGCGCCUGUAUCCCCCCUCGCCGCCCAUCCACUGCCUCCACAACCGGACUCAUUCGCCAACACAAGCCCGAGGCUGUCUCUGCUGUAACGGCCUCAUAAACGACGCCCAGGCCUCUGCCACCAUCGCCCAGUUUCUCACCAGCUGUGGCCCACCCCUCGAGCCCUGCCACCGCCUGUGUCUGCCUCCGGCUCCAUCGGCUGCUUCCUCGCUCGACC